This is a messenger RNA of Nematostella vectensis (starlet sea anemone), 3308 nucleotides long. RefSeq lists its product as uncharacterized. Lineage: Eukaryota; Metazoa; Cnidaria; Anthozoa; Actiniaria; Edwardsiidae. The coding region runs from base 132 to 2909 and encodes 925 amino acids. The record is from RefSeq and is a predicted model, not a curated record. Gene Ontology annotation, molecular function: protein binding. The transcript has a single exon.
GCUUACGCUUGCGUCCUAGUGAGAACCAACCUUUAUGGGUAGCCUGUGGAACUCCCGCGAGGCAUAUCAGUAAACAUGGCGACCAAUCGAGUACAAAAACAUGUUUACAAGUCUUUCUCUUACUUACUCUAAUGGAGUCGCCUACAGGAUUUAGACGGAAGGAUGUGCUCCCCAGUUCGCUUAGUACACAUAGAGCCAAAUACGAAAGGCAAAAGAGCAUUCGCGCUGAACGAUUCCAAAAACUCCACGAAGAGCGGGAAAGAAUAUUACAAGAACGUGAAAGAUUGUUAGCGAGAAUCAAAGAUGAUGGAAUAGAGCUGCCUACAUCAAGAGUUAGCAGUGCUAGUGUUAAUGCUGUCUUAGAAAAAGCUCGUCAAAAGAUUCCACAAUAUGAGGAAAAGAUUCGUCGAGUAAAACACGCGAAGAAUAGGAGAAAGCAAAUCUCUGACACAGUUUACAAAGGGGAGUUGGGGAUAGGAUCGUAUGAACCUUGGCAGUUGGAAGAUUUCUACUUCGUUCGUGAUUUUGUCAGGUCCUGGGUAGAUGAUAUACUUGAAUUUAUUACUUUUGAGCCUUUUAAAAAAGAUGUUGUUGUCAAUUUUGCAGCCCAGUUUAAAAAAGAACUGGACACUGAACAGUCAGAGUUGGAAUUUUCCGAGGCUGUUGAUGGAGUAGGAGAGACAUUGUUGGAGGAAGUUAUCAAAGAGUUGUUGGCUGAUGCAGCAGACGAGUGUGUUAAUGUUCAUCAUCAAGCACAGCAGUUCAUGAUUAGCAUCAUCCUAAAUGCCCUGACCCCUGACAACGCUGAUGAUGCUAUUAGAACACAACUCUCAAAUACCUUUCAGCAAAUGCAAAAAGAGAGAGUUAAAAGACCAAAUAUUUGGCAGCACAAUCAAAAACUUUAUUUUCUUGGAGAUGAAGCAGAAAGCAAACCUCAUACAGCAGAUGACACUUUUGAUGGAGAAGUGCUGUCAUUUCAUGGGCAGACCCCUUAUGACGAAAAGCCAUUGAACGAACUCUCACAGACCUUCAAACAGUUUCGUGAUAUUGAGUCGCAGUACUGGAUGGGGUAUAGCCCUGUGUCAACUUUCUUACCUCUACCUAAGAGGUACAGGGGGGUGUCAUGUACAGCACUGUCCUCAGACCAUGCCCUUCUUGCAUUAGGCACGAUACAAGGAGAUGUUGUUGUCUGGGAUUUACUGCUCUAUCCUCCCAGAGUGCUAAGGUCUGUUAAAGGAAAUGUAGCCAUAAUGAGCAUUCAGUGGUCUAAGGACACUUCACGGAUCCUAACGCUUAACUCCCAAGGCACUGUAGAACUGUGGUCUGUUGGGAACACUCUUAUAGUGUCACAGAAUGUUCUCGGGUUUGAACCAGUUGAGCAGAAUUUGGGAUUUAAAGCUAGCAAUCUUACUAGUAUACUGAGAAUUGACCCCCAGAGCCUCAAGAUAACAGAGGGGCCCCUCAUGUCUGUUACUCAUGUCAUCGGAAAACCAUGCUGCGCAGAAUUCCACCCCUCACUCACAUUCCUCGGCAAACAAGGAGCAAUAAUGGUUGGCAUGGUAACUGGUAAUAUAUUAAAAUUAAAUACAAGUGGCAGUGAAAAUGCAGUGCUGUUUCCAAAGAUAAGUAACAGUACACCAAAUAAGAUCAGUGCUGGCAUUGAAGUGGAACUCUUUAAGGCGCACAAGCACCCAGUGAUACUAAUUGAGUUUGUGAAUAACUCUGUCACCAUGGUUACUGCUGACAGCAUGGGGUAUAUUUACAUGUGGCAGUACUCAGAGGAUAAUUUUUCUGGCUUUGGAUGGUUUACACCUAUCAGUAGCUACCAGCUAGACAUGACUGAGCUAACCUAUGAGCCUGUUGAUGAGUCUUCAGAAAAGGAAGAGUUUGUUGACACUGUUAAAGGUGCCGGAAAAAUCAGAGAGCUCAGUCGACAGGACAUGAUAGCAAAGAGGAAGAAGACUCAAACUCUCAUCAACUCACUGCGGUUUGGGAAGCCUUGGAAGAUCGAGGAGGUUGGUGACAACAAAGUAAAGUAUUAUUACACCCCUCGUCAUGUUCCAGAAAAUGGAGCUACUUUCCACUGUGUCACAUACUACAAAGAGAACAAACUGCUUGCUCAGUACACAACACAGAUGUACAAGCAUCACCGAAUUCCUAGCAGUAAGCUUAUGUCUUGUAGCCUUGAUCCAUCCGGUGACAAACUGCUGUUCGCUUUAUUGUUCAAGGAAGCUCCUUCAAAGGAGGCACAUGUGUCUUUUGUGACCAUUAAUCUCAGGCCAGUCGGAGUAAGCACGAAUGUGAUUGAGUACCCUUUGAAUACAACAGAGUACAAACAGUGCAUGGAAGGGGAUGCCUGUGCCUUGGAUGUGACCAAAAUUAUUGACGCCACAGGGAGCCAGUAUAUGUUCAGUAACAUCUGCGGUAGCCUCAACGGCUUCUCCUUGACCUCAGGUAGUACUGUCGUAGCAGCAAGUCAGGAGAACUGGAUAGGAUGCCACCUGGGUGUUGAGCAAGCUGUCACAUUCUCAAAUGCAAGGGUCACCUUAGCAUGUCCAGCACUGGGCUUGAUCAUGCUUUUGCAUGCCCCUAGGCAGAGCACACUGACAUUGAUUCACUUCAAGGAUAAGAACACGGCCAUUCAGAGACAGGACACUUGGGCUGCAUUUUGUGCACUCAGGGCAUUUAAUGCUGCCAGCCCCAGCCCUCAAGGUCAAGGCCAAGUUCUUUCCAGAAGAGCCUGGACAUUUGAUGGUUUCACAGAUUGCCAUGUUGCAUUCACUAUGGAGACACUGGUGCUUGACCUUGUAGAUGACGCCAUACAGAUUGCUGAUGGCAAGUUUAUGGAGGAGCAAGCUAAAGCUUAUACUCUGCAAAACAGAUUUCACCCAUUCAUAAAGCGUAAUUGAUCUUUCAUGUUCCUCUUUGCCAAAGAUUGGAGAACAGACUUCAAACUUUUUGUGACUAGAACAUGAUCUAGUAGCACCUUCUCUGACAUAGGAAGAGGAAGCUCAUAUUCAGCUCAAACUGAAAUCUGAAGUUUACAUAUCUUACUAUUGUACACCUUAUUGUACAAGUUUAAAGAUAAAUAAAUACAUUUAUUUUCUAGACAACACUUUUUAAAGCAAACAAAAUUGUAAUUGUAACUUUUCAUUGAAUUUUUCGACUUGAAUAUGCUGAGUGUACAACAAAUACAUAGUUUUUAAUAUGCUAUUAAAAUUCAAUAGUAUUUUAAGGGAUCUUGUAAAGUUAUAAAAUAAUUCCAAAAAUCUGAGAAAACUUCGGAAUUUGGCCAAAUCGGAAUAAAA